AUGCACUCGUCAUUCCUGCCCAUCAGGGAAUCACAUCGACCGCCGAUGAAAAUCGCUAUCGUCGGCAGCUUAAGAGACCACAACAAGCAAGAGUACACUGUUUAUUCAAAUGUCGUAUUCCUCGCUCACAAGCAUGGUCAGGAGAGGCAAGUGCAAAGCUCAUACGCCAACGGCGCUCAUUGCAAUACCUCAUUUGUUCUCGCAUUCAAGAUCCACCAGAGUCUCGCAAUUCCAUUGGGAGACAUCGUCAUUCUCACCGGGUAUGAUGCUCGAUGGCGAUCAUACAUCGACGAAGCUGGUCGGCGCCAAAACAACCAUCCAUCAAUCGACUGGCAUCAGCUACAAGUAGGAAAGAUCGAAACUUUCCAGGGGAAGGAGGCUGACAUUGUCAUCUUCGAUAUGGUUCGUACCAGAAGUCUGGGGUUCAUGCGCUAUUUCCAAAGAUUGAACGUUGUGUUCAGUCAUGGUGUUCUUUACAACCGUGACCUGAUGCACGACGACCCAUUUGCCAGGUCUCCAUUCCUCAUGCAGUUGAUGGAUUUUGCAAAGAGCAACAGCCUAGUGCACACUAUGUCGGAACCCGUGGCCGAAUUAUCCGCAGACCUGCCUACUCGGAAUCAUGAUAUACAAAAGGCAAACAAAUCCCAUGAAGAUCGCCGUUCCGCCCUUAAAGCCAAUAUCAAUUCACUCGCUACCGAGCCAGUUUCUCCACGUCACACUCUUGCCUCUGUUGCGUCAGAGCAGGCUUGUUCAGCCGGAUUUGAAUCGAGUGAUCCCAAGGUAUAUGGCGGGUGGUUGGAAGAUGAAGAGCGCAUUGAAACGAAUCAAAGGAUGAAUCUUGCCAGGAAUGUCAAAAGGAAGUCGGGGAUGGGAAUAUCCUAG
Penicillium concentricum is the source of this 882-nucleotide messenger RNA. RefSeq lists its product as uncharacterized. Lineage: Eukaryota; Fungi; Ascomycota; Eurotiomycetes; Eurotiales; Aspergillaceae. The coding region runs from base 1 to 882 and encodes 293 amino acids. The record is from RefSeq and is a predicted model, not a curated record. The transcript has 2 exons.